CUUUAUCUCUGCAUUUAUUCCACUGUAUAUUUUGAUCCCUGCAUGUAUUGAUGCCAACAUGUAAAUUUCCCCACACAGAGGUCAAAGGUCAGGGUGAUGCUGACACUCCUGCACUGGGUAGGUUUAAUGGAGUGAGUUGGACUGAUCUACAUUUUGCCGACAGAGUGAGGAGGAUGCUGAGCAGAACAGAACACAGAGGCGUGUGCAGGCUGCUAUCAUCAGUGAUGUCUGGAACAGAGUCUCAUACAGACAGAGAGGAGGACUACAGGUUCCUCCACAGCAUGCUGAUGGAGAAGAAGCUCCACCUGCUCUUUAAGAUCCACGAACGGCUGAAGCGUUUUGAGAAGCGGAGCCCAAUCCCCGUCCAAGAGCACGCAGCAAGUCUGGCCUCAGAUUUGGCAAAGGAGCUGAUAUACCAAGGCUGGAGAGAGGAAGUCAAAGAACUGGUUGCCCUCUUUUCUAAACCAAACUUUAAGAGUCUGCUGUCUGUCCAUGACGCUGUGGCACAGAGGGACUUUGAGCCGACUCUGCCACCAUUACCUGACGAUGUGCUGGAGGAGGAUGAGGACGCAGUCAAAAUUGUCAGUCUGGUCAAAACCAAAGAUCCCCUGGGGGCCACAAUUAAGAGGGAUAAAUCCUCCGGGGCCAUUGUUGUGGCAAGGAUCAUGAGAGGAGGUGCAGCCGAUAAAAGCGGCCUGAUCCAUGAAGGGGAUGAGCUGAAAGAGGUGAAUGGAGUCUCUCUGGAGCGCAGGAAGCCAAAGGAAAUCCUUCCUCUUCUGGCUCGUGCUCAGGGCGAGGUUAAAUUCAAGAUCAUUCCUGCCUCCUCCAAGGAAGAAAUGUCCUCAAAUAAGAAGCUGUUUAUGCGAGCUCUUUUUGACUACGAUCCCGCCGAGGAUCCCACCGUCCCGUGCAAGGAUGCAGCAGUGGCCUUUAAAAGGGGCGACGUCCUCCAGAUUGUCAGCAUGGAGGACGACACCUGGUGGCAGGCCUGUCAUCUCGGGGACAGAGAAACUUGGGCAGGGCUCAUCCCCUCGCAGCAGCUCCAUGAGAGGAGAGUUGCACUGCAGCGACCUAAAGCCCUGUUCAAGCCUCGACGAGUCAAACCACCAGUCAUGGAGGAUGUCGACUACGGAGCUAUAACAGGGAUCCACAUUGCUGGUUUAAGGCGGAGUUUCCGACUCGGGAGAAAGAGCAGUUGGACCAGAGAAGCAGCGCGGUCCAGGAGGUGGAGCACAGGGGUGCAUGGCUCAUUUCGCCCCCCUACCUACAUAGAGGUGAUCCCCUACCACAGAGACCCUAAGGACAGACACCGACUGGUUGUUCUGGUUGGGCCCAGCGGCGUUGGCGUUAAUGAACUGAAGAGGAGGCUCCUGAUCUCCGACCCCGACCGCUAUGGCGUCACCGUACCGCACACCACACGUGAGAAGAGACGGCAGGAGAACGAAGGUGUGGAUUACCAUUUUGUGCCAGUUCACAUGUUUGAAGAGGAUAUUCUCAAUCAUAGGUUUGUAGAAUAUGGGAGAUACGGAGGACACUACUAUGGAACGAGUCUAGACUCUGUGCACAGAGUGAUGGCUGAAGGCAAGGUGUGCCUCCUUGAUGUGCACCCUAGUAAAAUAAAGCAUGUGUACACAUCUGAAUUCAAACCAUACGUGGUGUUCGUGAAGCCCCCGCGCAUCGAGGAGCUGCGCCUCACCAGGCGGAGAGCUAAAUUCAUCUGCGAUGAAGACGACAAGAACUCAGUCAGGAUCUUUUCAGAGGAGGAUUUCGAGGACAUGAUUAACUUGGCCGAAACCAUGGAGAGCCAGUGCGGUCACCUGUUUGACAAGGUGAUCGUUAAUGGAGACAUCGCCGUGGCGUUCAGGGAGCUGAGGGCCGACCUCGAGAAGGUGUUAGAGGCAGAAGUUCACUGGAUUCCCGCAGAGUGGAUCUGCUCCUCACCGAAGAAAGCACGGAGAAGCUGUGGUCAUUUGGACAGCUGGAUCUGAACUUUAAGCUCACAAAGAAACAAAGAAGAGCCUAAAAAUAAUGUCUGACUGACUGAUCCUAAGUCCUGCCCCUUUAAGUUACUGUAGCAAAGUCGGACAUGCUUGACAAACAAAAACAUGGCGAUGGCGGUUUUGUUUAGCUUGGUGCUGAAGUGCUAGUUUCUAGGCAUAAGGCAAUAUAGCUUCAAGAAGCAGACAGCAAGGACGAUGUGAUGGAGGGAUAUAUUCACCAUAUUAACGUUUAUAAACAUGGCAAAUUGUCGCAAAUUCCGGUUUCAAUGUAAAAGAAAUAAGAAGAGACAGAGGAUGAUGAGACUACCAGUCAACAUCAGGUGCGUUUACAUGGAGCUAAUGUUUCACAACCACCUCAAUUGGAAGAGACUGGCCCAGUUAGAUCGGACAAUUUGAUUGGCUUUUGGUUCUAGAGAGAGAGGGGGGUCCGUCUUUUGAUCUGCUUCGACACUCUGUGUCUACAUUAAAGUGUUGUUAUUAGCUCAAUGUCACAGUGGUUCACUCUAUGGUGAAGUAUAACAGGAAAUGAGAGAACCUGACUGAGGUUCUGCCGUGUUCCAAGCUUGCUCAAUUGUUACUGGAGCACACAGCGAAAAGGGGCGGGACUUGGGAAAGGCUAACUGUAUGUA
This is a messenger RNA of Epinephelus moara (kelp grouper), 2629 nucleotides long. RefSeq names its product MAGUK p55 subfamily member 7-like. Lineage: Eukaryota; Metazoa; Chordata; Actinopteri; Perciformes; Serranidae. The coding region runs from base 51 to 1988 and encodes 645 amino acids. The record is from RefSeq and is a predicted model, not a curated record. Gene Ontology annotation, cellular component: plasma membrane; cell-cell junction. Gene Ontology annotation, biological process: protein localization to adherens junction. Gene Ontology annotation, molecular function: protein binding. The transcript has 19 exons.